This is a messenger RNA of Sander lucioperca (pikeperch), 2842 nucleotides long. RefSeq names its product homeobox A11b (gene hoxa11b). The coding region runs from base 6 to 1001 and encodes 331 amino acids. NCBI's taxonomy places the organism in Eukaryota, Metazoa, Chordata, Actinopteri, Perciformes, Percidae. Gene Ontology annotation, molecular function: DNA-binding transcription factor activity, RNA polymerase II-specific; RNA polymerase II cis-regulatory region sequence-specific DNA binding. Gene Ontology annotation, biological process: regulation of transcription by RNA polymerase II; anatomical structure development. The record is from RefSeq and is a predicted model, not a curated record. Gene Ontology annotation, cellular component: nucleus. The transcript has 2 exons.
GUCACAUGGCUUUGGCCCUCAGGAAUGGAUGGAGAUGGAUCCCCACGUCAGCUUGUACGUCUAAGGAUUUCUGCUCCACCAGUCUGCCUCAAAGUGGCUGGAGCGCAGCGCCGCGAAGGAGCUAUGAAAGGAUUUUUAUAGGACGUUUCCAACAGCAGAAUAUGGAUUUUGAUGAGCGGAUCUCCGGCUCUAAUAUGUAUUUACCGAGCUGCACUUACUACGUCUCCGGAGCAGACUUCUCGGGUCUCCCUCAUUAUUUAACCCAGAGCCAGUCCUCUUGUCCCAUGACAUACCCCUACCAGUCCUCUGCCCUGCCACAGGUCCCGUCCGUGAGAGAUGUGGCUUUCAGAGACUAUGGGAUUGACACUUCCAGUAAAUGGCACCACAGCAGGGGGAGCCUGUCACACUGCUACCCUGAGAACAUCGUACACAGAGACGGCUGGACGAGCCCGAGUUCACGGGGGGGAGAGAUCCUGGUGAAAGGCAGCUCCAGCGCCAGCCACUCCAGCUCCUCCAGCAACCCGACUUCUGGCUUCUAUGGCAGCGUUGGCAGGAACGGCGUCCUGCCACAGGCGUUCGACCAGUUCUUCGACACUGCCUACGGGAGCGCAGAGAGCAGCACAACGCCAACAGCACAAGCAGCAGACUCGGACAGACACGACGCCAAAACAAGUCCCGCUCCGGCUCCUCCGGGCUCGGACACGGCGGAGAGCUGCAGCCCCAAGUCGUCCUCCGGCCAAUGCGAGGAGAAACAGAGCAGAAGCAGCAGUGGCCAAAGGACGCGCAAGAAGAGAUGUCCAUAUUCAAAGUAUCAGAUCCGGGAACUGGAGAGGGAAUUCUUUUUCAGCGUUUACAUCAACAAAGAGAAGCGCAUGCAGCUCUCACGGAUGCUCAAUCUGACAGAUCGCCAGGUCAAAAUCUGGUUUCAGAACAGGAGGAUGAAGGAGAAGAAACUGAACAGAGACCGUUUACAGUACUACACCACAACCCCCCUGCUAUAAACACUGAACAAAGACUGUCACUGACAUGCAGCCAUUCACCCAUCAUCAAGACACAUCUACAUGUUACAUGACGAGUGUUUAACGUGCCAGAAUUCAUAAAGAAUUCUACUAUUUAUACACUAUUUUGUCAUUAAACAACGGGGGCAUUAUUAUUAUUAUUAUUAUUAUUAUUAUUAUUAUUAUUAUUUAGGCCUGUUAUUGGCCUGCUUGCCCGACCAAUCAACAAUUUUCCAAAGUUAAGUGGUUGCGUGUAUGGUGUGCUUAUCAGAAAGCCAGAUAUGUCUGAUUUCCUUUUGUAUUAUUUAAUAUGCACGAAGAUUACUGUACUGCAAUUCAAAACUUUUUUUUUUUUUCUUAAAUUUUUUAGAAUUUAAAUUGUUUUCCUAAAUUUACGCACGCAACUUUUAUGGUCAGUAAUCUUAACAUCAAACUCUUGGUGUUUUCUUCUUUCUAUUAAUAUUUUAACUUUAUUGUUCAAAUACAACUCCGAUGACUGUAACCCUAUUUUGUGUGUUUUGAAAUUAAUAUCAGAUCUCAGCUGACAUUUUUGGCGGUUAUCAGAAGCCCCCAAAUUACCGGUCAAUGUUGCAUAGUUAAAGGAUGAUUAACUCUAAUACCAAUUCAUCCAUUUCAAGCAUUUUGAGUCAGUGAUAUCAGUGAUAUGUAACAUCUGCGCUUGACCCUCAGGCGCUUGGUUGAGCUCUUGGCCGUAAAAUUGGAUUAUUCCGGAACUUCAUCCACAAGUCCAAACGCUGAUAAGAGAGCAAAACGCCUACAUGAAACAUAACCCCAUAUUUAGUUUUAUAUGCCAGCACGUGGAUCGUAUCAGAUGAUUGAUAUGUCGGUCUGACGCUUUUUAUUCCCUCAUGGCUGGAAAUGGGAUCCGCUGCAGUUAUUGUUUGAUAUCCAUUACAAAGGGUUCAUUCAUUUCUGGGGCGAUGAGGAGAGGCUGAUUUCUGACCUACAUGCCUGUUACAGCCUUACUGAAACAAUCUUGACACUUGUUUGAAUGCAUAUAGAUGUAACAGGCCGCCUCUUUCAAAAUGACAUGAAUCUAUUUGUGUGAUUAUGCUCUCAUCAAAGUAGUUUCUGAAAGACUUUAUUCAUUUCAUCCACUUAAAGUCUGCUGACCCAUCAGGCUGUGACAUUGGGGUAAACAAAGGGCAGACGAACUGCAGAUCACUAUUACAAUCAUCGCUAUGGUCAAUUUAAUUAGCAUCUGGAGUGGUUUAAUCCAAAUAUCAUACAUCAGUUAUCAAUACCAAAUAUGAAUUUAGGCCUGAGGAUUUAUGUUUCGCCUGCAAAGGAAGGUCAAAUGAAGCAUUCCCACAUAAAAAGAUGGGUAAAAAUUGGCUUUAGGUGGCAUUGUAUUCACCACCAGGCCCCUGAAAACAACUUGAAUUGCCUGCCAUACGCUAAUAAGGGCCCUGAUGCCUUCCUUAUACCGUGCAUCCUGUGAGGCUCCCAGGAAUUCCGCUUUGGUUGCUGCACAUCCUCCCAGUUGCUCCAGUAACUUGGCCAUAAAACGCGGAUUCGUCUGGAGCAUUUGGAGUGUAGUGCAAUAAAGCGUCUGAGACCAAGGUUAUUAACUGUGACUAAGGAGCUGAAAAACAACGGCUGGGAGCAUUCAAAGCUUGUGUUCACGGACCUUUCCAGCGUCAUUUCUUUCAGCAUCUUACCGUGGUAGGAAUAUUCUGCGUUUGUGUUGUGUUGCGGUGUAUGCACAGCAGUCUUCUUCCACUGGGUGGCGCUCAUCAGAUCAAUGUCAUUGUCGUGAAUUGAGAUAUAAAAGAAGUUUGACUCGUCGCUCAUAUGUCACCACCUCAGGAUUUCAUUGUUAA